This is a messenger RNA of Phytophthora nicotianae INRA-310, 2189 nucleotides long. RefSeq lists its product as hypothetical. NCBI's taxonomy places the organism in Eukaryota, Oomycota, Peronosporomycetes, Peronosporales, Peronosporaceae. The record is from RefSeq and is a predicted model, not a curated record. The transcript has a single exon. The coding region runs from base 202 to 2052 and encodes 616 amino acids. Gene Ontology annotation, molecular function: protein binding.
CUCUUCUCAUUGAUUGGCUUUAUCACCUGGGACCUAUAAAUUAGCUGCUUCUAUGUUCUUCAAGCGACACAAAUUCCACGUACGUCAUUUAUCAGGUGCAACGUGUCCGCUCAUUACCAAAAAAGAAGCCGGAAGCUCAAGUCUCCGUAAAGAAGACUAGACGCACCAUCAAUCUGUUGGAAGAUCCUUCGCUUCGCCACAAUGUUUAGCAUUCGCGGCCUCGUGCGCGCCAUCUUCGACGAGCAGCGGCAGCCCACACCGUCGCCUCGUUCUCGACGCAAAAUGCGAGAUGACGACGCCAAACGCCUACGCUCACAGUCGCUAGUAAAUGGCGCCGAGAGCGAGCCCAUGUACGUCCCCAAGAGCUUUGAGGGCGAAUACAACGUGUGUUUCCGUCGCAAGCCGCUGGGCGUGGGGCUCGUGCCCAGCUCGCAGCUCUACGGCUCAUGGGAAGUGAGCUCCGUGCAAGAGUCGGAGGGCGACGACGCGCCGAUCGACAAGAUGGGCAUCACCAAGGGCGACGUGCUGAUCGCCAUCAACUUUAGCUGCAGCAAGGCGCAGCUACCGCGUGCCAGACUGGCUGCUUACCUACGCAAGUGCUCGUGUCCCAUCGUCAUGACGUUGAGAAACCCGGAAAUCUACGGGUCUUAUGACUCGCGAGCCAUGUCGACCGCCAUGUAUCCAGCCUCAGUGGACUACCAUCUCCACGGCUACUCCAGUAAAGUAGUAGCUAGAGCGUCGUCCAUGCAGUGGCGACGUUCACUGGAGCACGACUUGGCUCUCAAUGCCAAGGAGGCAAAGAACGAGAAGUCUCGACAACUGGCCCAAGCGCUAGUGAGCAAAGACAUGGAUACUAUCCAUGAAGCUCCCCCAGCUGGCAUCGCUGGAGCGUUGGAGAUCCGGGAGAUCGACACUGCUGUAAGUGGACUAGAAGAGAAAGAAGUGGGACUCAGUAUGUCCGAACUGGGCGAGUUUGACGUCACAUUCCACGAGACUCCGCUGCAUCUAUCGCUGGCACCGUCUACGAGACUCUAUGGGUCAGUGGAAGUGUACGAUCCUAAACACCAUGCACCCACAGUACAAGUAGGGGACGUGAUAAUGGCAGUCAAUGGCUACUCGUCGAUGUCGCGUCUCCCGUCCGACGACGUUAUCGACGCCAUUACCGAGUUACAAGCUCCAGUCACGCUACGUUUCCGCCGUCCAGUGGCGUACCGCAAAUACCUGGCAACAUUCUUCCAAACGAAGAGGAAAGAGCUCUCGUCCGAGUCUAUCGCACGCGCCAUGUUCCCGCCGACACCUGAGUACAAGAAGAAAACACCUAAGCACGAGCCCAAGAGAAUCAUUCAGCCAGGAACACUCGUCUCGCAAAGCUUCAUUGAGCCUGAAACAUCAGACUUAUCACCGAAGAAAGUUUCAACCCCUGUCAACAAAAAUGAAGAGCGACUGAGAGAGUUCAAAGCCUUCGCAGCGAAAAUCGGAGCACUGGAUCAGUUUAAACUGUGGUCUGGAGGUGAAGGUCCGAAUGGAGGGAGGCCAUUAGUCGGACAUAGGUCGGCGUUCCUGACUGAGAAGCACAUGCAAUUCCUGUGGAAGAACUUGCCCAAUUAUCUGACGUGCAAUCAGAUGGAGCUCAUCUACUCGACUCGAGUGCACGGCUGGAGCUUCCUGAGCUUCUUCGAUCGCCUUCAGAACAAAGGACCGACAAUCUUGGUGAUUCAGGACGAGAACGACAACAUUUUCGGUGCGUUCUGUCCGGCGUCGUGGAAGCGCUCGAAGGCGUUCUUUGGCAACGGGAGGACUUUCGUGUUCUCUCUGAGUCCGCACAUGAACGCGUACAUGUGGUCGGGCAUUGACAGCUCGUUCAUGUACACACAGCGUGAUGCCAUCUUCGUUGGCGGUGGCAACAAGGGCAUUGCGUUGUGUCUCCAGCUGGACGACCGACGCGGAUUCACGCAUGCCUGUACGACAUUCGACUCACCUCCUCUGGUCGACUACCAAAGCUUCCGCGCUGAGACUGUCGAGGUCUGGGGAUUCCAUGGACUGAAGGUGUAAGGUCUCGAUCAUGGACAGCAAGCAAAACACCCUGAAUCAUGACGUCGUAGGUAUGUGUACAAUGGUUUUUAUUUUAUCCUAGCUGAAUACUUAAGUAAUUAUCUCUUAUCAAGUCCUUCAUCUUGCGUUCUUCACAA